GGACGGAGUUGCAGUGUGGGGAGAAUCAUGGAGGCAAACGGAGUAGAAAGUUGCAACGAUGAAAGUUAGGGAGUUCUUCCAAAGGCCAACAGAAAUACAUUUACGCCCCCUGUGAAUCAAUAAGCGUCCCCCGGGGGGUCUUUUUAAAGCUUUAUCGAAGUUUACAAGGCAACGAGCCUCUCCACUGACUGUUCUGUACACUUUGAGAAUGUGCGAGUCGGUUAGCAUUAGCAGCUAGCUGGCUAGCGGCGUGGUGACAGAAGCGUCAGGAGGCGAACAAAAGAUUUUCGUGGCUUUUUUCCUCCUCUCUCCAUCCGGCCGACCGCACUGACACUCGGUCCAUGCAGAACGGGGCAUUAUCAACACAAUGCCCGUGAUACUUUUUCUGAUAGACACGUCUGCCUCUAUGAACCAGCGCUCCCAUCUGGGCACUACCUAUCUGGAUAUAGCCAAAGGUGCCGUUGAGACUUUCCUGAAGCUCAGGAGCAGAGACCCGGCGAGCAGAGGAGACCGAUACAUGUUGGUUUCUUUCGAGGAAGCUCCUGCUGGAAUCAAGGCCGGAUGGAAAGACAGCCAUGCCACGUUCAUGACGGAGCUGAAGAACCUGCAGGCCGCUGGUCUCACCACGUUUGGCCAGUCUUUAAGGACUGCUUUCGAUUUGCUCAACCUCAACCGAUUAGUGUCUGGGAUAGACAACUAUGGACAGGGCAGAAACCCAUUCUUCUUGGAGCCUGCCAUCAUCGUGGCCAUUACUGAUGGCAGCAAGCUGACCAGCACUUCUGGGGUGCAGGAUGAGCUCCAUUUGCCCUUGACGACACCAUUGCCAGGCAGUGAGCUGACAAAGGAGCCAUUCCGCUGGGACCAGCGCCUUUUCUCAUUGGUCCUACGCAUUCCAGGCAAUGCCUCUCUAGAGCCAGAACCACUGGGUGGAGUCCCACCUGAUGCCUCUCCCGUCACGCCAAUGUGUGAGGUCACAGGAGGCCGCUCGUACAGUGUGUUUUCCCAGCGGAUGCUGAACCAGUGUCUGGAGUCUCUGGUGCAGAAGAUUCAGAGUGGGGUGGUCAUAAACUUUGAGAAGACGGGACCAGACCCAGCUGAGGAUGGUCCAGUGGAGGUGAAGUGUGGACCUCAGCCAUGGCACAGCUGUCAUAAACUAAUCUAUGUCCGACCAAACCCUAAAACGGGCGUCCCCGUCGGCCACUGGCCCAUUCCGGAGUCCUUCUGGCCUGACCAGAACUCUCCUACUCUGCCUCCGCGUAUGGCCCAUCCUCAGGUGCGGUUCUCUUGUGUGGACUCAGAACCUAUGGUGGUGGAUAAGGUUCCGUUUGACAAAUAUGAGCUGGAGCCAUCGCCCCUCACGCAAUACAUACUGGAGAGGAAGUCUCCACACACCUGCUGGCAGGUGUUUGUGAGUAACAGCGCUAAAUACGGUGACCUCGGGCAGCCCUUCGGCUACUUGAAGGCAAGCACUGCUCUCAACUGCGUCAACCUGUUUGUUAUGCCCUACAACUACCCUGUAGUGCUGCCCCUCCUUGAUGACUUGAUUAGAGUGCACAAAUUCAAGCCCACAGUGAAAUGGCGCCAGUCCUUUGAGACCUACCUGAAGACCAUGCCCCCAUACUACAUCACGCCGUUGAGGAAGGCGCUGCGAAUGAUGGGGGCUCCAAACCUGCUGGCGGAGAAUAUGGAGUAUGGAUUGAGCUACAGCGUGGUGUCCUACCUCAAGAAGCUCAGCCAGCAGGCGAAGGUGGAAGCGGAUCGAGUGUGCGCGUUGGUCGGGAAGAAGCCGGGACCGGAAGGUGGGAUUAAACUCCGAUCCAGAGGCUCUGCGUUCUCAUUGGCUCACAGGAAAGAUUUCAAACAACUGCUGCAGAGUAUCACUGGGGACGGACCAGCUCUGCCUGUCGAGUCUAACCCUAAAGAGUUUUCAGGGUUCCAGCUCGCUGUUCUCAACAAGGCCCUAAAGCCGCAGGGGUUGCGAAACCCAUAUGACAUACCCAGAGAGCACCUGUUAGACCAGCUGAGCCGCAUGAGGCGGAACCUUGUGAAUGCCGGUGUGUGUAUCCUGAGGGGCCAAGAUCAAGAUCAGGUUCACAGUGUGCCAAUAGCACAGAUGGGGAACUAUCAGGACUUCCUAAAACAGUGCCCCGCCCCCUUGCGGGAGGCAGAUCCGGAUCAGCCAAAACGGCUGCACACCUUUGGCAACCCCUUCAAACUGGAUAAGAAGGCAAUGAUGGUGGACGAGGCAGAUGAGUUUGUGACAGGCACUCAGGGGAAAGGGAAGCGCCCUGGUGAGCCCAGUUCUCCUGCUGGAGGAGGCGCCCCCAAACGUAGGAGAUGCAUGUCCCCGCUUCUGCGUCCUGGACGAGCAUACACGCCGCCGAAUAAAACGCCGCCUAGAGUUCCAGAUAACCACUCCUCAGUGGAGAACCAUGUGGGCCAUCUUGAGCCAGACCGUACCCCUGACACAGAACCCUCUCCUGGAUCAGAGUCAGCAGCAUCGUCCCCUCACCUGCCAAAAAACCACUUGGACGUGGAUGAAGAGGAGCAGCCGCAGGAGCCCACACGGGAGAACGGCCAGUCCAACGAAGAGGAGCCAUCAGUGGGAGGAGAGGAAGAUGAGCAAGUCACCCGGCGCUACCCGUCCCCUAACCAGCUGAAGAAGAUGAGAAAGGAGGAAGGCCAGGAGCUGAACACAGAGCUCCGUGUUCUCAUCACCAAGGAGAUCAGGAAACCAGGCAGACGUUAUGAGAAAAUCUUCUACCUCCUGAAGCAGAUCCAGGGGAGUCUAGAAACACGACUUAUCUUCCUACAGAACAUCAUCAAAGAGGCAGCCAGGUUUAAAAAGCGAGUUUUGAUCGAGCAAUUGGAGAACUUUCUAGAAGAGAUCCACUUAAGAGCAAACAAUAUGAACCAUCUGGAUGGCUUCUGACCUUUCUGCUCUGGACGUGAGGCAUUUGGACAUGCUCUUAGUAUGUGGACGUGAGUGUGCUGCCUCCACACUGAAGCAGACUGUGUGGAUAGCAGCAACAGGAGUAAACGCACUGCAUUAGUCAACCUCAGGGCAAGGGCAAAGUGGAAUAUUAUUCCUGGGUUCUCUUACUCCUUUUUUUUUUUUUUUUAUAAACCUUCCUCCAAUUCUCUAGCCUGUUUUUUGUCCAUUUUAAUCCCUGUUGUGUCCUCCUCACCCUGCUGUUUUCUUUCUUCUAUGCCAAAGAGAGAUUUUCUCCAGCCUUUGCUUAACAAUAAUCCUCUACCAACCAAUGACGUUUCACUCAGUAUUUGCCACCAAGAGGAAGUCUUGUCCUUUUUGCACCUGAAAUUGGACUCUAAAUCAGUCACUGCCUAUUCAUGAUCUCCAUUGUAGUCUGCAUGGAAGGGUUUAAAGGCUAAAUUUGUCUUUUGUCAUAUUGGACAGUUAGUCAUUCAGUAGAAUAUAGCAGAAUUCUAAUCUACACUGAUCUAGUGAGUGAUGACAUGCUUGGUUUAGAGAGGUCAGCGUUACCCACUUAAACUGUAGUAACAAAUUCCACUAUUUGUACCUCUUUUAUUAAUUUCUAACAAUUGAUUUCGCUGAAAUGAAUUUUGUUUAGCUGAGUUAACACUGACCUGACAUUCUCCAACAAACACCAACAUUCAAAUGUAGUCAGAAUGUUGAACAGAAUAUGAACUGACCAGCUAACCUGUGUAAAUGGAGAACAUUCUAGAACAGCGUGACUGAGUGGCGAAAAUGCUUGAAUCACGCUCGAAUGGUUCUAGAACAUUGUAAAUGGGGGAGAAUGUUCUGGAACAGUAUGAAUGAGGGCGAGUAUUCUAGAAAGGUGUCCUUUAUCGACACUGUUGUAGAAAGGUCUACCACAUUCACACUGCUCUUGCACACUUGAAGGGUUCUAGAACAGUGUGAAUGGGGGAGAUCGUUCCAGAAUACGUUGAAUCUGAACGGCCAAAACAUUGUGAAGGAGAAUGUUGUACAAGGUGCUCCUUUAUUCGUCCUUUUCUAGAAAGUUCUUCCUCAUCCACACUGCUCUUGCACACUUGAAGGGUUCUAGAACAGUUUGAAGUUUAAAUAAGGGGAGAGCAAUCUAGAACAGUGUGAAUAAGCGAGUGUGAGUAAAAGAAAAUGUUGAACAGUAGAACAGUGUGAAUAGGAGAACACAUUCUUAAACAGUAUGACUGAAAACGUUCUUCAUUCGCAGUGUUCUAGAAAGUUCUUCCUCCAUCACAAUGCUCUUGCACACUUGAAGGGUUCUACAACAGUGUGAAUGCGGGAGAAUGUUGCAGAAUACUAGGAAUGAGAACGGCCAAAACUGUGCGAAGGAUGGAGAAUGUUGUACAACUCCUUCAUUCAUCCUUUUCUAGAAAGUUCUCCCUCGUCCACACUGCUCUUGCACACUGUGUUCUAGAAGAGUGUGAAGCUUAAAUAAGGGGAGAGCAAUCUAGAACAGUGUGAAUGGGAGAGCACAUUCUUGGACAGUAUGAUUAUUCUAGAAAGUUCUUCCUCCUUCACACUGCUCUUUCCUACUUUGUUCUAGAACAGUGAAUUUUGGAGAGAAUGUUCUAAAACAGCGUGAAUGUGGGGAGAAUGUUCUAGACGACCAUGAAAGGGAGGGAAAUGAAUGGUAUGAAUGAGGGAGAGGGACCCAGUCACACACUGAGGUCCAGCCCAGCGAUUAGCCUUGUUGGUGUGGGUUGGGAGCGUUGGUGUGCUCUGGGCCUAAAGGUACCACAGAAUUUCUGAAGGACCGUAACUCGGCACAUUUUAGUGUCUUCUCUGUUCUUGCACACUUGAAGGUCUCAGUAAUUAGCUGAUGAGUUGAAUGGCUGGGAGUUUGUUGUGUAUCAUCUGUCCCUCGUCCUGCCUUAAACAAAUGUUUAACACGUGACACACAGUGCUGAUGUGUACAGUGUAGUGAAUUUGAGGCACAUGGGUCUGCUUUGGGACAAGAUUCCUCUAAAAACAGACUGGACAAGGAAAGAUGUUUUUCCUGCAGGACACUGGAUAAAAUGUAAUAGACUUGACAGGCUUAUCAAAGGACAAGACUUCAGUCAGGUUUGCUGCCAUUUUAACAUCCGUUCAUUAUUUAGUGAGGUUCAUGCGGUAGCGAGUUCGAGGCGAGGCACUCUGCUCAAGGACAGGCCUCACUAGCCAGAUUUCUCAGAUGUGAAUUAGACCUGAUCUUGGCCUGCAUUGCAAAGACAGUGGUGUUUCGUUGUUUAGUCUAGAUUUGGGCUUAAUCUGAGUCUACCUUUCAUCCCUGCCAUCUUUAAAUCCCUGCUUGUCCUCACCAGUACUUCUCUCGCCUAUCUCUCUCUCUCCUCUCGACCCACCACAGGGACCAAAUGUUUGCCAUACUACUACUAUCUGUAUGUUUUGAGGCUCUUUAAAAUGAUAUUUUGAGUACAUUGUACAAAUGUAAAUAAGUAAAUUGAAAGUAUUAUUUAAAGGAUGUUUCUUGCAAAAGCCUUUUUUUGUAAGUAUUUGAAUGAAUAAAGUUUCUAUUUUA
This is a messenger RNA of Colossoma macropomum (tambaqui), 5504 nucleotides long. It is a transcript of the gene ints6, whose product is annotated as integrator complex subunit 6. The record is from RefSeq and is a predicted model, not a curated record. The transcript is spliced from 18 exons. Gene Ontology annotation, cellular component: integrator complex. NCBI's taxonomy places the organism in Eukaryota, Metazoa, Chordata, Actinopteri, Characiformes, Serrasalmidae. Gene Ontology annotation, biological process: snRNA 3'-end processing. The coding region runs from base 368 to 2932 and encodes 854 amino acids.